Messenger RNA from Rhagoletis zephyria (snowberry fruit fly), 7747 nucleotides. RefSeq names its product non-specific lethal 1 (gene nsl1). Gene Ontology annotation, cellular component: NSL complex. Gene Ontology annotation, molecular function: histone acetyltransferase binding. NCBI's taxonomy places the organism in Eukaryota, Metazoa, Arthropoda, Insecta, Diptera, Tephritidae. The record is from RefSeq and is a predicted model, not a curated record.
AAUAUAACCAGGUGCUGUUUUAUUAUAAAAUUUAGUACUGCCUUUUAAAAACGCCUUAUUUGUGGCAUCUCCAAACUUCCCAAUACGACUCAAUGCAGUAGAACGGGAAAGUGAAUGCAGUCAUGUUUUAAGUGGGAACAGGAAGGCAGAUAUUUGUUCGUUACUUCGGCAACGAGUACGCGCAUUGUGUGCGAUAGCAAAGAAGUAAAUGGAAAAACGAGUACAGCUACCAUUAAUACAGUGUGACUGAGAUACACGUCGGUUUAGUAGUGGCUGUGUUCGUUCGAAUUCGGAUGUGCAGAGCAAAGAAAAAAGUGUAUUUCACAGUGAAUAAAAAUUUUUUGAAAAAAAAGCGCAGAAUAAGAAAAUUCACUAUCGUGGCCGCCAUUGUUUUGUUGCGCACAGUAUGAAAACGGUUGUAGUGUUUGGUAUUCGCGGAGUGCGGUGUGAAAAUUUUUAAGAAAUUUAAAAUUCGCAUUAUUCAAAGCAAGCGGAAAAAGAUUUUGCUGGGAAAAAAAGUUUUUUUCACUAUUUCGGAGUGCUUUUUAUGCAUGUAGUGGCUCGUGGUGCUAAUGUAAAUCCACAGUGGCCGCCACACUCGUUCAGCUCGCCUCUAAUUAAAUCUAGAAGGGAACAAGGCAAAAAAAAAUAAAUAAAGGCGGCCAUAGCUAAAAAUUGAAUUUGAAAUUGCUGUGUGUGCUUAAGGAAUACUAAAAUGGAAAAUUCCAUCCGGAGAAUUUUUGAGCGUAUGGUAGAUUUGUAAUAGGUGGCUACUAAAGUUUAUGUAGCGCAUUUUAACAUCAACAAUAAGUUUUCAAGAAAAUAGCAGUGUAAUAAAAAAGUACUAAAACGAAUUCUGUUCCCCGUUUUGUAUUUGAAGAAGAGGAAGAAUCGAUAGCAAAGCUAAACCUCUUGUAUGGCGCGAUUAUGAAUUUGUGAUGCAGCAGGGGGAAAUGCUUUAAAAUUAUAUAAAAUGAGUAUCAACUGCCAGAAGUGAAAAGCGAAAAACGUUCACAGGUGGUGAAAUCAAAAAGAUGUGAAUGUGGAACUACUAGCGACUGUAUUUAACGUGCGCGGAACCGACCCAGUCUACUACCUAGAGCACGGACUGCCAAAAAAAUUAAUACUGGAAGUCUUCAUCAUUUCAUACCUUAAUCGCACAUAGAGGGUUAGCGUUUGCCUGCAGGAAGAAGAAGAGAAUAAAUUUUAGUCCGGUUAAGGAUACACUGAUCAGACCGAAAGCUGUCAUUGGCAAGGGAUACCAAAGCGCUUAUUAAAUCCUCCUGCCAGUAAAGUUAUAACAUCAUAUAUCUAACUAAUAACAUUAAAAAUUGAGAACUCAACAGAGACAACGACGCGCGCAAAUCGCAGGCGCAGUCAAAGAGUUGGUAGCAGUCGGGGUGCCGUUGACGACGACGAUCUGGUGGCCGAUGGUGGCAACAGCGUCAAUACAUUGACAGACGCUCUACCUGCCAGCAUCGAAGCUGUUGCUGACGACGCGACCAUUGAGAAGCCAGAUGAAGCAGCAUCCGGUAGCAUUAUGGCACCAGCGCUCAGCGAGCCCAUUAGCCCCACAGAAAAGCUAACCAACUCGACUGCAAAAGUCACACCUUCGACUCGCACAAACAAAGAUGCCAGUGACACUGGGUUGCUCACACCGUCAACGAUAAUCACUGGCUGCAAUAACAAUGAGCACAAGGAGAAAAGAGCUCGAAGGUGUUCCAUAUCUACUCCGAUUCCAUCGUCGUCAGCGUCAAUUUCGCCGCGUUUAACAAGGUCGAAGGACGCUUAUCAACGAGUAUUUGAACAAGCUGUUACACCCACUGCUUCUGUUUCGCCACCACCAAUAGAGAAAGAGGUGACAAACACUUCAACAGCACCAAAAAAUUCUGCUAAUAGUGUGGCCGACGGGGAAAACGAUGGCAACAGCAAACAUACGCAUGAGGACGGUAGACACAAUAAUGAGUCAAUAGGCCUGAGCGGAAAUUUGCAUAACAAAAACAUCGAUUGCGGUAAUGACAAAAAUUUGGUUGACACCAUAUUUUCCGAUGAAGUGGCGUGUGAAACUCGACAAAAAGAUGUCGAAUCAAAUUUCAACAAUAACAAUAAUGCAAGUAUAAGUUGUAAAAGUAAGUCAACGGAGCAGCUCUUGGCCGACUUGACGAACGAUAUCGAAGAGAGCAUCACAACGAAAGUGUGCAUACGUAAGCCAGUGCAGGACUUAACGAAAGAAGAAAACGUCUCAAACGCAUCGCUGGAAUCGAAAGAUUUAGCAAUAACCAAAGGUGGUGACAGUGAAGCGAGAGAAACGAACGCUAGUACAGAUUCCAUUAAAGUGCAAGACGAGCUGCAGCGUAUGGAUUCAGGGCUUGACAGCGGAAGCGGGAAGAAAAGUGAGAGUUUUAUUGCAGCCACAAAAGCACCGGCACAAAAAGUAACAGCGGCAAUUGAAAAGAAAAAGCUUAGUGAGGAAGGGGCAACAAGAGCCAGCAGUAAUUCCACGGUAGUUUCAACAAAAAUUUCAACAGAAGAGUUGCAAGUCGAGACGGAAAAAGUGCAAGUGACUAAUCAGAAACUAGAAAGUGCAACACGUUUGCAAAUAUUGUCAGUCGACGUUCUGCCCCCAAUUAGUACCGACUCAACAAUGACUGCCUCUGAAGUAGAAGAUAAUCUCGAAGAGCGCUUAAGCCAGCUUGAUGGUACAGCGAUUGCUUCUCCGAACUGUGAAGUAUUGAAUCCAAUAACUGCUAGCGAUGAGAUGGUUACAAUAGUAACAACGCCACCACGUACACCUAUAAAGCAGCAAACUCAACAGCAGCAAGUACAACAGCUGCAGCAGCAAUUACAACAAACCCCACCAACACCUCUAUCGCACCAAAUACAUCAACAACAACACUUACCGCAGCAACACACAUUUACGCCACAGAGCAGCACCUCGUCAGCUAAUACAUUGAACAGCACGAAUUUGCCACCGGCAUUCAUGAAAGAGACUGGAGCUGGUGAGUUGGAGGAUCAAGAUAUUGAGGAAGUGUUGAAAGUGCUUAAAGGUUUCGAUGGCAGCGCUGGCGCUGAUACGCUCUGCGACUUAAAUGUGCUCUUUAACGAGGAGUAUACCCUCAACUAUGAUGAGGUCAGUAGUCAGCCAGCAUCUACAUCGACUAAACCCAAUCCGCUGAAGGAUAUGCAAAGUGAAAUCGAACGCAAUCAACAAGCCAUGCAUCGUAGAAUCGAUUUUCUAUUACGGCGUAUGCGUAAACUUCAAGCUCGGUAUAUGAGCAAGCACUGCAGUGAAGAAAUAGCCGGUUUAUUUGAAUGGACAGCUCGCAUAUCUGCUGGAAAAGGUGGCCCAAUGAAUAACACAUCAGAUCUUUUGCGCUCAGAUACGGCCAUUAGUGUCAUUGCGGCACGUCCACCUGCCGACAAUUGGGCUGAAGAAAAGAAUCCCGUAGCAUCAACGCAAAUGUCAUCGAUGUUGCGGCGCUUGGAACAUUCUUCAACUGCGCAACAACUGUGUAUGGUGUCCGCGAAUAGUAGUUUGAAUGCCGCGAAUACGCAAUUGCCACGCAAAACAAAAAAGGCGCUUUUGCAAGAAAUGCAAGCAGCUGCGUCGACAUCUGCUGCGACAACAGCAAUUGCAUCGACGGCUGAACGCAAAGGCGAAGUUGUGGUACCCCACUAUGACAUUAAUGUCAGCGAAGAGAUGGCACAAGUCGCUGGUCUACUGCAAACUGAGAUGCGUGAAGUGCAGACUGCGAUGGACUCAGAUGCAACGGAAUCCAGUUCUGGUGGUGAAUCUGCGGACGAAAUGGUUACCUACAAUAAUCAGAUACAACAACCAUUGGCUAUCGCUAAACGUGCUGCAUGGCGGUAUUCACGUGACCGCGCUGCUAUAGCUGCUCGCUGGUCAUGGCUACUUUCUCAGAUCGCGGAUUUAGAAAUUAAAAUACGGCAGCAUACAGAACUGCGACAGGAGGUUGUACGGACCAAAGGUGCGGUGGCGUCUGGCUUAGAUGAGCAGUGUGCAACUAUUCAUGCUGGCAAUCUCAAAUCAAUUGAGGUAGCUACACUUAAUACGACAACAUCAUCUGUUAAUGGGUAUAAAGGGAAUAUGUUGGGUAACACCGGUGUCAAAUUUGACGCCAUUGAAAGUGAAGAAGCAGGCUUGAUAGGAGCGGCGCGUACUCGGGGCUUUGUACCAUCGUUAUUCCGGAAACGUAAAUUAUUACAAACGCAGAGUCUCCACACAAUUUCAAAGAAGGCUGCUCGACCAAGCAACAUAAAAUGUGGCUGCCAAUGGCCUUUUAAUCCCUGCGCGCUGUGUACAGGCCGAACAGACCCAACGGCGCCGCGAGAUCCUCCAGAUACAAUGAUGAUGGCAGAUAGAAUAGCGCUACUGGAUCCCGGUUAUCAUCCUGUUUUAAGCUUUCGUGAAGACGUCAACUGUACUUUGCACCUGGAAGCUAUUGCUCGAAUGCCAGAAUGGCAGCAACGCAUUAUGCGUUGUCAAGUAAAGAGCAUUGCGAAAAGCGUUUGGAAGGCUGAACGCGAAGCCGAACGUGCAGCUGGGCAUAACACAUCAAAGAAAUACAAUGAACCAGUCGUUAAACGCCGCUACACGAAGAAAAAGGAUAGAUUAGCCGCUGAAGAGAAGAACGCGGCGGCGGCAGCGGCAGCGGCAGCAACGUCGGCAUCAGGUAUGACAACAAAUGCGUCAACAUCAAGUGGAGGUGGUCCUACUGCAGAUUUGUCAUCAGGAACGGUAAUUGGUGGUGGAAGUGGUGGAGUGUCGGCGGAUACAUCAGCGCAUAGCGCAACAUCAACGACAUUGCCGGCGUGCGAUGGUGGAAACGGUACUGGCACUUUGUCUACGUCUACUACAACAACGCCACUUGUGGCCAACAUAUCGGCAAAAAAUUCAAAAAAGUUGCACCACUAUCAUCUAGUCGGCGACGGGGUGCUGUUAGAACCACCACGACCCUUGUCGCCGGUGCCUACGAAUCACAGCAGUCACAGUCAAAGCAGCCAUCACAGUCAGCAAAGUGGCAACAGCAACAGCAAUUACAUUCAUCAGACCAGCGACAAUCCCCCGCAAAACUGCGAUCAAUACAGUCCCAGCCCAGCACAUUCAUCAUUGAUCUCCAACAACAGUAACGGUUUCAACGGCGGUGGGGGCGUUGGCGGCAGCAGUGGUAUCGGUGGCAAUCAUAAACAGAAUAACAAAUAUCGUAAAAGUUCAGCGUCAAGUGGAGCUGGGGGCAGCGUCAACAACAGCGGCAAUAACAACAACACUUCCUUCUAUUAUCAAAAUAAUCAUUUGUCUUCGCACUACGCCACUUACACCGGUGAGUCGAACGAUGCGAAUUGGGAUGGUUUUGUGAUUCGCAGUCGCACAUCAUCACCAACGCAUGCGGGUGUUGGUGGAGGCAGUAACAACAACUAUCACAAAUAUGAAAGAUCUAAAAAUCGUACGUCAUAUGACAUAGACAACAUUGUUAUACCGUAUAGUGUUGCUGCAUCGACACGAGUUGAAAUUUUGCAAUACAAGGAAAUACCAACACCCAAAUGGCGCGUUAUUGAUGAAGAUCGUGGACGUACUGUUAUGUUAUCGGAUGAACCAAUGGAGACUGCUUCGGCUUCAGGAGUCGCUAAAUGUGAUAGCGGUGAAGGAAUGGAAAUUGAUGGAUGCGAGAAUAUGCUUGUAGAAAGUAAGACAUCAAGUGAUAGUAAAUCUGGAAAUUCAGUAGAUGUAGUUAAUGGGUUAGAAGUGGAUAUUAAAGCGGUAGAAGAAAAAACUUCAAAAGAAGUAAAUGCAACAGAGGAAUGUGGAAAACUGAAUGUCUGUAAUGGGAGUGAAACUGCCGAUGGAGAAGACGCCUUGAUUAAGAGCGGGGCGCCGAUUCUUAGUACCACAAAAAUCUCAGAGCAAAGAAACAAUAACUUUAUAAAAAAUGAUUGUAAUGCUUUGGUAAAAACUGAAAACAAGAACAUAACAGUUCAAAAUUCGUCUACGGCAGUCGACUCUAUAUCGGACGAACCAGUGGUAAAGAAAGCGAAAACAGAGCAUAAUGAAGAUAACAAAAUGUCAAGUGUAGACAAGGUUGAAGUCAAACCAGAAAAUGUAGGUAAUUCGACAUUUGCCGCAUCAAAAAUUCCUAAAACAGAAGCAACGGCUGCAUUCAAGCGGGCAAAGCGAUUCAAGCGAGUUAGUACCAUUCAAGAAGAGUCCUUCGACAUCGAUGCCGCUGCUGAAGCAGCAGAGCCGGAAGACAUAACAUAUGAUGCCAUCAUGUUGCGACAUGAACGCGCACUGACUGAAGAGCGCCGCAAAUUCCAAACGUAUUUGAAGUUCCCAUGGAGCACACGUUCGCGAGCUAAUAGGCGCAUCGACAGUCGCGCCGAGUCAAGUGGCGCCAAUACGCCGGAUCCUACUUCUCCGGCGCCACAAAGUUUAGGUGGUGGUGAUCAGGAGAGCAUUCCGUCGCCUCUGGCACCAUGUACACCUCUUAAUCCAUUGGAUACGAUUUCGGAAGCGGGCGAGAAUGGUGCAAGUAAUCCUCCAGCAAACUCCAUCAUCAGCGCUGCAAAUAAUACCAAUAGUAAUGAUUUGAGCAAACGUUUGGAACGUCGGCGCACAACGUCGACGAAAAGGGAGCGUGAACUGGAGCGACGAAGUUCCACACCAGACCCCAGAGAGCUCGUGCCGCCCUAUGAACCUUUGCAAUUCCCACUUACCGAUGAGGCGUUUGAAGGUUUGCUUAAAGCAAUGCCCGUCGAAUUUCAUUGUUUGGAUUUCGACGCCAAGUAUUUAGAAGACUGUAACAACACUGGCGGUGCCGUCAGUGGUUCCAAAUAUUCCCGUCAACGCAGCAGCUGGCGCAGUGAUGUGUCAGCUGUAAGCAUCAGGCGUGGAAAGUUAGCCUCUACAACGCAAAACUGUGAUGUAACAAGUAGUAGAAAACAGCGAAUAAAUAACAAUGGUGGUAGUAGUGGCCGCAAAGGUAUCAACGGUGGCCGAGGACGUCGACGAGGCAAUAAUGCCAUUACUAAAACUAAUGAUGAAUUGAUGAAUGGCGUGCAUGCCGGUGACGAGGAAGAAGACGACGAAGACGACGAUGUCGAUUUAAUGAUGCUAUUGGCCGAGGAGGCCGAUGAUUACGACUACCCAAAGCAUCAUUUAGCGCCCGAUGAUGAUCUCUUUGAUAGCGGUUCAGGCAAUGCGGGCGGGGGUGUUGUGUUGAAUGGCAACGCACGUAACCGUAUGAUGGAUAUCGAGGACGAGUAUGAAGCAUAUCUGGGCCGCCGACAUCGGGACAGUGACGCGGAGACAACAGAUAGUGAUCCAUUCGCCGACGACGAUCCCAACGAUCCAGAGUGGCGCGGCGAGAGUGAAGAUCGAGGUGGCGCUGGCGGGGGUGAACGAAACCGGCGCACUGUGAGGUAGCGAUAGCAAGUAAAACACUAGAAUCUUACUAAAAAACUAUGGUUUAAUGAUUUUGCGUCCUAACGGGGGAGUAUAAAUCGUCAGAGAUUGAUCUAGCUUUGCUUUGAAAUAAAUUGCUGAAACUAUGUUUCUCUACAGUUGAUGAUUUAAAACAACCACUUAAUGCUGCGUUGCAUUAAUACUUAGUGUGCGCGAAUUGCUGCCGGUUUGUGGUAGAACCUUUGUUUUAAAAACAAUAAUUUCCCAGUUUCGGUUAAAAUUUCUGUUGUAUUAAAACACAGAAAUAGUGGAGCUCUAAUUGUAGAG